Ochotona curzoniae (black-lipped pika) is the source of this 3134-nucleotide messenger RNA. RefSeq names its product ribosomal protein S6 kinase A1 (gene RPS6KA1). The record is from RefSeq and is a predicted model, not a curated record. The transcript is spliced from 22 exons. Gene Ontology annotation, molecular function: ATP binding; ribosomal protein S6 kinase activity; magnesium ion binding. Lineage: Eukaryota; Metazoa; Chordata; Mammalia; Lagomorpha; Ochotonidae. The coding region runs from base 161 to 2368 and encodes 735 amino acids. Gene Ontology annotation, biological process: positive regulation of DNA-templated transcription; intracellular signal transduction; protein phosphorylation.
GGCGGCGGCAGCGGCGGCGGGCGGGCGGCCCAGCCGGGGCGCGAGGGCUCGGGAGCGCGCGGGCGCUCGGGGGGCGCAGGGUCAGGGACCCGCCCCCGGGGCUCGGGAGGCGGCCCUGCCCGGGCGGCCGGAGGAGCGCGGGCGGCCAGGCGGCGGCGCGAUGCCGCUCGCCCAGCUCAAGGAGCCCUGGCCGCUCAUGGAGCUGGUGCCGCUGGACCCGGAGAACGGCCAGACCUCGGGGGAAGAAACUGGACUUCAGCCAUCCAAGGAUGAGGGUGACGUCAAGGAGAUCGCCAUCACGCACCAUGUCAAGGCUGGCUCCGAGAAGGCUGACCCGUCCCACUUCGAGCUCCUCAAGGUUUUGGGACAGGGCUCUUUUGGCAAAGUCUUCUUGGUGCGUAAGGUCACCCGGCCUGACAAUGGGCACCUGUAUGCCAUGAAGGUGCUAAAGAAGGCAACACUGAAAGUGCGCGACCGCGUUCGGACCAAGAUGGAGAGGGACAUCCUGGCCGACGUGAACCAUCCCUUUGUGGUGAAGCUGCACUAUGCCUUCCAGACGGAGGGCAAGCUCUAUCUCAUUCUGGAUUUCCUGCGCGGCGGGGACCUCUUCACGCGGCUCUCCAAAGAGGUCAUGUUCACGGAGGAGGAUGUGAAGUUUUACCUGGCUGAGCUGGCGUUGGGUCUGGACCACCUGCACAGCCUGGGCAUCAUUUACAGAGACCUCAAGCCUGAGAACAUCCUUCUGGAUGAGGAGGGCCACAUCAAACUCACAGACUUUGGCCUGAGCAAGGAGGCCAUCGACCACGAGAAGAAGGCCUACUCCUUCUGUGGGACAGUGGAGUACAUGGCACCUGAGGUCGUCAACCGCCAGGGCCACACCCACAGCGCCGACUGGUGGUCCUAUGGGGUACUGAUGUUCGAGAUGCUGACAGGCUCCCUGCCCUUCCAGGGCAAGGACCGAAAGGAGACCAUGACCCUGAUUCUCAAGGCGAAGCUUGGCAUGCCCCAGUUUCUGAGCGCAGAAGCGCAGAGCCUCCUGCGAGCCCUGUUCAAACGGAAUCCUGCCAACCGGCUCGGCUCCGGUCCUGACGGGGCUGAGGAGAUCAAACGGCAUGUCUUCUACUCCACCAUUGACUGGAACAAGCUGUACCGCCGGGAGAUCAAACCGCCCUUCAAGCCGGCCGUGGCGCAGCCCGACGACACGUUCUACUUUGACACGGAGUUCACGUCCCGCACGCCCAAGGAUUCCCCAGGCAUUCCCCCGAGCGCUGGGGCUCACCAGCUGUUCCGUGGCUUCAGCUUCGUGGCCACUGGCCUGAUGGAAGAUGACAGCAAGUCCCGGACUACGCAGGCACCACUGCACUCAGUAGUACAGCAACUCCAUGGGAAGAACCUCGUUUUUAGCGAUGGGUAUGUGGUGAAGGAGACAAUUGGUGUGGGCUCCUACUCCGUGUGCAAGCGCUGUGUCCACAAGGCCACCAACAUGGAAUAUGCCGUCAAGGUCAUUGACAAGAGUAAGCGGGACCCCUCAGAAGAGAUUGAGAUCCUUCUGCGGUAUGGGCAGCACCCCAACAUCAUCACCUUGAAAGAUGUGUAUGAUGACGGCAAACACGUGUACCUGGUGACAGAACUGAUGCGGGGUGGGGAACUGCUGGACAAGAUCCUGCGGCAGAAGUUCUUCUCGGAGCGGGAGGCCAGCUGCGUCCUGCACACCAUCAGCAAGACUGUGGAGUACCUACACUCGCAGGGGGUGGUGCACAGGGACCUCAAGCCCAGCAACAUCCUAUACGUGGAUGAGUCAGGCAACCCCGAGUGCCUGCGCAUCUGUGAUUUCGGCUUUGCCAAGCAGCUGCGGGCUGAGAAUGGGCUUCUCAUGACACCCUGCUACACAGCCAACUUUGUGGCGCCUGAGGUGCUGAAGCGCCAGGGCUACGAUGAAGGCUGCGACAUCUGGAGCUUGGGCAUCUUGUUGUACACCAUGCUGGCAGGGUACACUCCUUUUGCCAAUGGACCCAGUGACACUCCAGAGGAGAUCCUGAGCCGCAUUGGCAGUGGCAAGUUCACGCUCAGCGGGGGUAAUUGGAACACUGUGUCUGAUACCGCCAAGGACCUAGUGUCCAAGAUGCUGCAUGUGGACCCCCACCAGCGCCUCACAGCCAAGCAGGUGCUGCAGCACCCAUGGAUCACACAGAAAGACAAGCUCCCCCAAAGCCAGCUGUCCCACCAGGACCUGCAGCUUGUGAAGGCAGCCAUGGCAGCCACAUACUCCGCACUCAACAGCUCCAAGCCCACCCCACAGCUGAAGCCCAUCGAGUCCUCCAUCCUGGCCCAGCGGCGGGUGAGGAAGCUGCCGUCCACCACCCUGUGAGGACCCAGCGCGUCCAGGCCACAGGCUGGUGCUAGCUCCAAGGAAGUGGCUUCCUUGCCUGAGGAAGCAGGUCCGAGUGUAUGGGCCAGAGCAACGGGGAGCCCCCGAGAGGCCCAGAAGCAGCCAGUUCAGGCCACCCCAGUGAGGGUGGGAGAAGUGCCUUCUCGUUCCCGGGACGGACUCGGGCCCGGCGCUGCUGGCUGCACCAGAUUCCCCGCACAGACUCUGAGCUUCCUGGAAGGAAGCAGCGGCGCUAGCCACCAUGGGUUUCUGCGAGACCCAUUUGCCUUUCUGGCAGCAGCAGCAGUAGCCAGCACAGCCCUGUGAGGGGCACUGAGUCACGCUGGGGCACUCUGUGGCUAGGACUCCUUAGAGCCACUUUGGGGGGACCCCCACAGUUGGCCAUCAGAAGCCAUCUGCACACAGAAACGCUGACCGCUCAAUAGAGCCCACUGUGGCCCCAGGUAGCCCCUGGUCCAUUCUGUUCUCCUGGGGGAGCCCUAGUAGGGAGGGCCCCCUCCGCCUGGCUGGCUCCCACCCACGGGCACCAGCAUCCACCAGGCAGCCCGUGAAGUGGGGCAGCUCUGGAGAGAGGACACGGACAGCACUGCAGGGCAGACGUCUGUCAUGCUCACCAUGGGACAGAGUUCACAGGAGGCCGGGGACAGGCCACCAGCGCCAGGGGCUUCUCUCAUUUCUUCCUCAGCUGGUAACUCAGGGUUCAUCUGUCCAUGGCCUUUCUAAUAAACUUAACGAUCGAAUCGAA